Molecule: messenger RNA, 703 nt
Organism: Branchiostoma floridae (Florida lancelet)
Lineage: Eukaryota; Metazoa; Chordata; Leptocardii; Amphioxiformes; Branchiostomatidae
Exons: 3
Coding region: 278-652 (124 amino acids)
Source: RefSeq, a predicted model, not a curated record
AUAAUCAAUGAGGAAUUUGUAUAAGUCAAUUGUUAUCCAUAACUCCACUUCAAUAAAUGCAACACAUGUAAUUUAUGUCUGUUGGAACAUGAACACGGGAAAGAUUUAGAUCACGACGUAGUUUGCAUAAUUAAUGUGACAUGUUACAUAACCUUUCUGAAUUUUUUUCCAGCAUGUGAUGUGGCAAGAAAUAAUGAAUCCAAAUAAUUAAGUAUAUCAUUCACAAUGUAUGUGAUGAGGCAAAAUUACUUGACAAAGGUAUGAUCUCGAGGAAAUAAUGCGAUAUGAACAAUCAGGAAAAUUCUUCUGCUCCGAAAAUCUGGUGUACAGUGUAUAUGUAAGGAAGCUUUAUGGAAUUCCAGAGGUCACUGAGGUCAAUUCUCAACUCGGCAAGCGCCGGCAGCUGGCAUAUCCCAACGGCAGGACAUCAACUUCCUGUUCUAGUACAGGAGGUCACAGGAGGUCGUGUAGCAUCUGGGAGAUGACCUUUCAGGAGUUUAUUUGGACUGAAGAUAAGACCAGCUGGCUUGAAUAUAAAGAAGGAGGGGGCAUUUGUAGAUAUCUGUGCAACAAUAGUUACCUGAACAAGAUUUCUUUGAAGAACUAUGGAUAUCACCACGGAAAGCAUCUGCCUUGUCCCACGCAAAUCUGAUUUAUUGCAGUUGUGAGCCGGACUUGUGACCUUUAACACCAACACCCGAAA